CAGCCGUCGCGGCAUCCUGCUGAUGAGGAAAUACCCUGCGCGAGAGUCCACUUUCAGUUUACACUUCCACAUAUUAUCGCGUUCCAAAGGAUUCGACAGUUUUCGCGGGAAUCGCAGUAUGAUUCUUCAUAACGUUCUCUAAAUGAUUCGCUGAGGUUUGAAUUAAGCCUGGAACUGCUACCUUGUUAAAAAACGACAGAAGGGCAGUGAAAGUCAGCCCUAAUGGAAGAGAUAGAGACAGAUCUGAUCUGCUCUGAGCAGGAUGCUUUAGGGGCGGAAUUCAUCACUGUGGAACUUGACACUCAGCCCAUCGAAUAUGUGGUCAAGUGGGCCGAGGUGGGCUCUAAGUUCACUAUAUCCUGCGUGAAAAAGGAAUUGGAUGAGGGUGCUUGCUUCACUUCUGAUCAGGUGGUAAAAGUGGAUCCGGACGAGACGUUUUUUGUCCCGUAUGAAUCUGUGUACCCAGAAUGUGACGAGGUGGAUCCAGAUUUGAUUGCGACGCAUGAGGAGCAGGUGGGGAGUGAGUCAGACUUGGAUGACACCACCGAGCCGGGGAGUAGCCAGCUGUGCAAAGAUGUUUCUGAUAUUUCCUGGGAGAAGGAGGUGUAUCGGUCCAGAACCUAUAGCUGCCACUUUUGUGGCAAGACCUACAGCCAGUCCUCCAGUCUUGCCCGCCAUCUGCAUGUACACACAGAAAGAUCAUCACAUUUUUCUGCGAAAGACUUCAAGUCUGGCGACAACAAAAAGUCUCUCCAAUGCAAUCUGUGCGGAGUGAGGUGCAAUGGCAAGCGGAUUUUGGCAAUACACAAGAAAUGCCAUAAAACCAAGAGACUGCACACAUGCAACACGUGCGGCAAAACCUUCAAUCACAGCUCUAGUCUGUCACGGCAUAGGUUGAUCCAUAAAAAAGGCCUGGAUAAAAAUGUUAGGCCAUUGUACCCAGCUCCAAACUCGGCUCCCAUCAUGACCCAGCGUGGUUUCCCAUCCAGCUGGGCGACAAAUGAAAGUGUGACGCUCUCAGGUGAGAGAGAAAAGCAGUACCAGUGCGCACAGUGCGACAGGGUCUUCAGCAACUCCACCAGCCUGUCCAAACACCAGGUGGCACAUGUGCGACAGCUGCUCAACUCAUACACGCAGGGCAAAGAUGUUCUGAACAAGUCUUCGGACCUAAAGAUCCGCUUGAAGCUGUGCUCCCGUGACAAGCCCAACUUCUACACCCUAUGCAAGAAGAGUAAAGGCAAGAAAAGGCGCAAGAAGAGGUGCUUGCCCAACGAGGAGCAGCCAUACCCCUGCUGCAUGUGUGAAAAGCGCUUCAGCCACUCCAACAGCCUAGCUCGGCAUGAGUACACGCACGCCAGCGAGAAGCACUACGCCUGUAACGUCUGCAAGAAGACCUUUAUUCGGCUGUCCAACCUGAAGCAGCACCAGCAAACGCAUGCUUCGGGGAAACUCUACGAAUGCCCACAGUGCGGCAAAACUUUCGUUCACUCCUCCAGUUUCUCGCGCCAUAAGAAGGUUCAUGCUGGGAUAAAGCUGUCCCCGAAAGAGUUCGAAGAGGAACUGGUCAUUGACGAGACGACACCCCUGGAUUUUGAGUUUGACUGAGUGAGACCUGAGAUUCUUGACCUGUUCUGGUCGACACCGAUGUUCUGAAACUGUCCAGGGCCUGCGGAUGGGAAGACGUUCUGUUUUUUUCUUUACCCUUAUUCUUAUUUUGCUAAAGACUUUGAAUUAUAAAUUUGGGUGUGGUGUCCCUGGCUGUGUGUUCUUCAAUCUAAUAUUCUUGGUAUUGUCCCUUUUUGGGUAGAGGGUGUAUUGGCCGCCUUUAUUAAUAUUUUUUGACAUUUCCUUUUGUUUUGUUUCCAUUCAAUUCACUGGCAGGGUAAUCUUUUGUCAGACAAAUUGUGUUAUUUAUGUCUCUUAACUUUUAGGUAUCCACGAGAAAAGCGGACAGAAAAUAGAGAAAAGAGAUGGCCUCGGCAAUGCAGGUGUUAUUUAUUUUUCGUGCUUGCACUAACACAAAAUAAAGUACUUAUUUGGGAGGGAUAGUCUAGGACAAAGCUUCGAUUGAAUUAGUUGGAAAUCAGAGUUUUGUAAGCAACAAGUAAAUGUUAUAUGCAAAUAAUUUGAUGCACUUUGCAUUAAGUGUGCAGUUUGAAUCCUUUAUUUUACUCAUAAAGAGAAUAUUUCAUGACUACAUUUCUUGGACCGACAAAUGCAGGGCUUUUCUCACCUAAAGUCUCUGUUCACACAUGAACAGAUUUUGCUGGUUUUUAUGAUGUGUGUGUGUGUGUGUGUGUGUGUGUGUGUGUAUAUAUAUAUAUAUAUAUAUAUAUAUAUAUAUAUAUAUAUAUAUAUAUAUAUAUAUAUAUAUAUAUAUAUAUAUAUAUAUAGUUCAAGUUAAAACGAAUGGAGAACCAACACUCCAUACUGAAGUAUGUUGGGGUGAUUCGGUUGUUCUUGGUUUGUCUCUCAAAAUAUGAUGGAUCUUAUGGUUAUUCAACUUGUUUGCGCAAAAACAUUGUUUGUUUCCUCUUUGUUGUUUGAUCUGGUAAUUUUUCAAAAUAUGAAAUCCAGUGUGUCUAUAGAGGUUAUUUAUAAUAAUACAUUUGAUGCUUAUUGGACAUCAAUGUGAACAAAUGCAUUUAAAAUAUUGUUCAUAUACAUUUGUGUGUGUGUGUGUGUGUGUGUGUGCACUUGACAAAUAUGAGAAUAUACUCGCAAAAAUGCGUGCUUUUUAUUUCUGCUUUGUAUAUGUGUAAAAACAGUUGCACUUGCGAAAAGAAGGUCUAUCUGAACUGCUUAAAUGAUUUAUUUUUCUGUAUCUUCAUAAGUUAUGGAAUAGCCAAGGGAUUUCAUAUUUUAACAAGCAUUGCACUAUUGUAUUUAUAGACAAAAAAGCACUGUUUAGGAAAUUGGAACAUGUUAAAGGCAUGGUUCUUACAACUUUGAAUCUCCUUGUCGAAACCUCAGAUGAACGAGGCAUGGAAAUUUCUUGCACACAUUUUGAGAAAUUGAUCAAGUGCCCUCAGCUAUGUUGUGUAUAGCCAAAGCUCUUCAAAGCACACAUGCACCACAUAAUCUGCAGUUCAGUUAAUCUAAAAGUGUUUAAUCAGUCUCCUGUUCGAAGUUCGUAUAAGCCGGGAUGUUUCCUUAACGUUUACUGUUUGAAUUGAAAUUGAAAAGCAAUUACUUAGUGAGGCUUUCGGGAGUGUUGAUUUGCACGUAGGAAGCACAGAUUUCACUGUUGCACCCAGAAUGUUUGCUAUAAAAAUAAAAAAUAAAACACUCUCGGUACUUUA
Molecule: messenger RNA, 3302 nt
Organism: Myxocyprinus asiaticus (Chinese sucker)
Lineage: Eukaryota; Metazoa; Chordata; Actinopteri; Cypriniformes; Catostomidae
Product: zinc finger protein 501
Exons: 2
Coding region: 223-1605 (460 amino acids)
Source: RefSeq, a predicted model, not a curated record